CUGGAUCCAAACAAACCAAUAAGGAAGCAGCUAAAGAAACUACUUUUAUUCUAGGAGGAUCUCCUUACAGUUUGAACUUUAGAGUCAAAUUUUUUGUAAGUGACCCCAACAAAUUACAAGAAGAAUAUACAAGGUACCAGUAUUUUUUGCAAAUUAAGCAAGACAUUCUUACUGGAAGAUUGCCCUGCCCUUAUAAUACUGCUGCCCUUUUAGCUUCAUUUGCUGUUCAGUCUGAACUUGGAGACUACAAUCAGUCAGAAAACUUGCGAGGCUACCUCUCAGAUUACUCUUUCAUUCCUAAUCAACCUCAAGAUUUUGAAAAAGAAAUUGCAAAGUUACAUCAGCAACAUAUAGGCUUAUCUCCUGCAGAAGCAGAAUUUAAUUACCUAAACACAGCACGUACCUUAGAACUCUAUGGAGUUGAAUUCCACUAUGCAAGGGAUCAAAGUAACAAUGAAAUCAUGAUUGGAGUGAUGUCAGGAGGAAUUCUGAUUUACAAGAACAGGGUACGAAUGAAUACCUUUCCAUGGUUGAAGAUUGUAAAAAUUUCUUUUAAAUGCAAACAAUUUUUUAUUCAACUUAGAAAAGAAUUGCAUGAAUCUAGAGAAACAUUACUGGGAUUUAAUAUGGUGAAUUACAGAGCAUGUAAAAAUUUGUGGAAAGCGUGUGUAGAACAUCACACAUUCUUCCGGCUGGACAGACCACUUCCACCUCAGAAGAAUUUUUUUACUCAUUAUUUUACAUUGGGUUCCAAAUUUCGGUACUGUGGGAGAACUGAAGUCCAGUCAGUUCAGUAUGGCAAAGAAAAGGCAAAUAAAGACAGGGUAUUUGCAAGAUCUCCAAGUAAGCCUUUGUCUCGGAAAUUAAUGGAUUGGGAAGUGCUCAGCAGAAAUUCUUUAUCUGACGACAGGUUAGAAACACAAAGCCUUCCAUCCCGGUCUCCACCUGGAACUCCCAACCAUCGAAAUUCUGUAUUCACACAAGAGGGCACCCGGGUACGACCAUCUUCAGUUGGUCAUUUGGUAGACCAUGUGGUUCACACGUCUCCCAGUGAGGCAUUUGUGAAUCAGAGAUCGCCAUCAUCAACACAAGCUAAUAGCAUUGUUCUGGAGUCAUCACCAUCACAAGAGACCUCUGAAGAUGGACAGCCUCCAGCUUUACCACCCAAACAAUCCAAGAAAAACAGUUGGAACCAAAUUCAUUACUCGUGCUCUCAGCAAGAUCUAUUAAACCAUACUAGUGAAACAUUUGAUAUUCCAUCUUCCCCUGACAAGUCCACUCCUAAUGGUGGUAUUCCACAUGAUAAUCUUGUUCUAAUCAGAAUGAAACCUGAUGAAAAUGGAAGGUUUGGAUUCAAUGUAAAGGGAGGAUGUGAUCAGAAGAUGCCUGUAAUUGUGUCCCGAGUAGCACCAGGAACACCUGCUGACCUCUGUGUCCCUCGACUGAAUGAAGGGGACCAAGUAGUACUGAUUAAUGGUCGGGACAUUACAGAACAUACCCAUGAUCAAGUUGUCCUGUUUAUUAAAGCUAGCUGUGAGAAACAUUCUGGGGAACUCGUGCUUCUAGUCCGACCUAAUGCUGUAUAUGAUAUAGUGGAAGAAAAGCUAGAAAGUGAGCCAGACUUCCAGUACAUUCCUGAGAAAACCCCACAAGAUAGUGUCCAUCAAGAUGACCACUCCCUGCGGGAGUCAAUGAUCCAGCUAGCUGAGGGGCUUAUCACCGGAACAGUUCUAGCACAAUUUGAUCAACUGUAUCGGAAAAAACCUGGAAUGACAAUGUCAUGUGCCAAAUUACCUCAGAACAUUUCCAAAAAUAGAUACAGAGAUAUUUCGCCUUAUGAUGCUACACGGGUCCUUUUAAAAGGUAAUGAAGACUACAUCAAUGCCAACUAUAUAAAUAUGGAAAUUCCUUCUUCAAGUAUUAUAAAUCAGUACAUUGCUUGCCAAGGGCCGUUACCACACACUUGUAAAGAUUUUUGGCAAAUGACUUGGGAACAAGGCUCCUCCAUGGUUGUAAUGUUGACUACACAAGUUGAACGUGGCAGAGUCAAAUGUCACCAGUAUUGGCCAGAACCCACAGGAAGCUCAUCCUAUGGGUGCUAUGAAGUCACCUGCCACUCUGAAGAAGGAAACCCUGCCUAUGUCUUCAGAACGAUGACACUGUUUAACCAAGAGAAAAAUGAGAGUCGUCAACUCACUCAGAUCCAGUACAUAGCCUGGCCUGACCAUGGAGUCCCUGAUGAUUCAAGUGACUUUCUGGAUUUUGUUUGUCAUGUACGAAGUAAGAGGGCUGGAAAGGAAGAGCCUAUUGUUGUUCAUUGCAGUGCUGGGAUUGGAAGGACUGGGGUUCUUAUUACUAUGGAAACAGCCAUGUGUCUCAUUGAAUGCAAUCAGCCAGUUUAUCCGCUAGACAUUGUAAGAACAAUGAGAGAUCAAAGAGCCAUGAUGAUCCAAACACCUAGUCAAUACAGAUUUGUUUGUGAAGCUAUUUUGAAAGUUUAUGAAGAAGGCUUUGUUAAACCCUUAACAUCAUCAAAUAAAUAAGAAAAAAAAAUUCUGGGAUAUGUGUUGGAAAACUGCUUUUUGUUACAUUCACUGUGCCAUAAUACUGCUCACAGGAAAUGGCAUCUCACACAAAAAAUGAAGAACUCAAAAAAACUUUGAAAACUUCAGCACUGUUGCACUUUAAGAAAGAAAGUCACUCAAAAUCUUUAACUCAUUUGUUUGAAACUAUUUCCUGCUUUGCUCUGAACUAAUAGUUUAAAACUGAAUACAUUCAGAAUGAUGAAAUUUUUAGGUGGUUCCAUGCAGUCCCCUCUGGUAGAAUUGCCACAGACAAGGCUCAGAACUCUCAUCUCUGUUAUACACUUGUACCUUGAAAGCGAAAAGAAGUGAGCAUCAGGAGUCCACUCUGGUCUUUUCCAGUGGCUCAUGUACUUACCUGAUUACCAGAUAUUAUUUUUCAAAUGUUAGCAAUACCAUUCUCAAUGUUAGCCAGUACACUGCCUAUGGAUGCAGCACGUCUUCCCUGACACACCCCUCUAGAGACCUGCUGUUGAGAAGAAAGGCGAAUUUGCUGUUCCCAAGAAAUGCUGCACAGUGUCCAUUACCAGCAUCUUAUAGAAAGUAUAACUAUGAAUCUACAGAUUUUCUUGGAUUUAAUAAUGUAACUUAUAUUUAUCAUAAGGUUGGCUUAUUCCAAAUCAUGUGAUUUCACAUUCUUGAUGUAAAGGAAUGCAUGCAUCGUGUCUUAACCCUUUAAGUGCCUUGAGACAUCGUUGUCUAAUGAAAAGGCACUCAUUUGACCCCAUAGGAGGUAUGUAUGUAUACUGUACAUUCUUAAAUUUUUAUGUAUUUUGCAUAAGUUCGCAAUUUUAAAAACAGCUUCUUGUUUUGAGAGUUAUACAAAGAAGGGUAAAGAAAUUUUGUUUCUUUCUCAAUACUUGUAUUUUGCCAUAAAAAGCCAAGAUAGCUGUGUUCUGUUGAGUGUACGCUCUGCUGCUAUGGAAUUGUUCAAAAUCUGUACAUUCCUUUACUGAGGGACAGGGGUUAAGGUUUAGCAGUUUAACUUUAUUUUCUUUUUUCUUGGUCUUUUUGAAAGUGGCUUUAUUCUUCAUGUUUCAUAUUUACUUUAUCCCUAACUUUUAAAAUAAUGUCUAACAUGAACAUUAGUGAUAAACAUAUUGCUACUCUAAGCUAAAGUUAGAGAACAGUUAAUUAGCUGGGAUUUAAUUUAUUCCUAUAACUGAAGUGCUAACCUCCAGCACUCAUUUCAGUGCACCUCAAGCUUUCUUUACACUAGUCUUUUGGUUGAGAUUCUUCAGACAAGGAAUUAAAUAUUAUCUACUUAUUUCUAAAUAUAACCCCAGAGUAGAAUGAGGUGGUUUUUUUUUUUUGUCAUUUUGUAUAUAAUUACAUUCUUCCAAUUUAUAUAUGCCUAUUAAAUUAUAAGCAUGUUAAUGAGACUUUCGACUGUCCAGCCUGACUUAGGAUCCAACUCCCAUUAAGGAUAUGUGUAUUUUCUUAUCAGCUUCAUUUGUUUUUAAGUCUACACAGAAAAAAACUUUAAAAUUGCCCAGUUUAAUAUAAGUGAAAAUUUGCUCAGCUACUCAAAUGUUAUUUUAUAUAAUGAUUUUAUAUAGGUGUAUUAUUUGAUAGUAGUUACAAAAUAUUUCUGUGUAGUCUUAAUAAAGUAUAGGGUCCAAUGGUAGAUAUUUUGAAAUGCCAUUUAGUUUGGGAGGAUGUGCAUUUUUAAAAUUUUAGUAAAAUCCUAGUUAUAUCAUUUUACAUAUUCAAAAUCCAUAAUAGUAAAUAAAUUUCAGGAAGUUAAGCUCCUAAACAUUAAUGGCUGGGAUACCAAAUUAUCAUUUUAGUAUUCCUAGUAUUUGUCAUAAAGAGAGGAGUAAACAUACCUUUUAUGUCAAAGGGAUGUCCUCUUGUCCUGAUUUCACACUCAAAACAAUAGAAGAUAAUCAGUGUCUUAGUUGAACAUUCCAUUCUCUACCCAGAGGUAAAUGUAGUUUAGACUGAUAGAAUGGCAUUACAGAUUGAAAAGGGAAAUCAUGUUGGAGAUCUACACAUUAAAGAACUAUUUCAGUGGAUGUUUUUAGCCUAAAUUUAAAAAAAAAAAAAUCUGUCCUGGGACUGGAGAGAUGGCUCAGUG
Messenger RNA from Nannospalax galili (Upper Galilee mountains blind mole rat), 4662 nucleotides. It is a transcript of the gene Ptpn4, whose product is annotated as protein tyrosine phosphatase non-receptor type 4. The transcript is spliced from 24 exons. Gene Ontology annotation, molecular function: protein tyrosine phosphatase activity; protein binding. Gene Ontology annotation, biological process: protein dephosphorylation. Bases 462 to 2543 code for a protein of 693 amino acids. Gene Ontology annotation, cellular component: cytoplasmic side of plasma membrane; cytoskeleton; cytoplasm. Lineage: Eukaryota; Metazoa; Chordata; Mammalia; Rodentia; Spalacidae. The record is from RefSeq and is a predicted model, not a curated record.